AUGGACGCCUUCCAGGAGGUGUUUCAGAAGGUGGAGAAGAUCGGGGAGGGCACCUACGGCGUGGUGUACAAGGCUCGCAACAAGCGGACGGGGCAGCUGGUGGCCCUCAAGAAGAUCCGCUUGGACUCGGAGACCGAGGGCGUCCCCAGCACCGCGAUCCGAGAAAUCUCACUGCUGAAGGAGCUGAAGCACCCCAACAUAGUCAGGCUCCUGGAUGUCGUACACAGCCAGAAGAAGCUCUAUCUGGUGUUUGAGUAUCUGAAUCAGGACCUGAAGAAAUACAUGGACUCAUCCCGAACUGGAGAGCUUCCUUUAAGCUUGGUCAAGAACUACCUUUUCCAGCUGCUGCAGGGUGUGAGCUUCUGCCACUCGCACAGAGUCAUCCACAGGGACUUGAAGCCGCAGAACUUGCUCAUUAACGAAGCAGGAGCAAUCAAGCUGGCCGAUUUUGGACUGGCAAGAGCUUUCGGAGUCCCCCUGCGCACAUACACUCACGAGGUGGUGACUCUGUGGUACCGAGCCCCCGAAAUACUGCUGGGAUGCAAAUACUACUCAACCGCUGUGGAUAUCUGGAGCAUCGGCUGCAUCUUUGCAGAAAUGGUGACCAGAAAGGCCCUGUUUCCAGGGGACUCCGAGAUCGAUCAGCUCUUCCGGAUCUUUCGCACCCUGGGCACUCCCACCGAGGCGACCUGGCCCGGGGUGACCCAGCUGCCUGACUACAAGAGGGACUUUCCCCAGUGGGCAAGGAAGGAGAUGAAGGAAAUUGUUCCCAACUUAGAUCGAGAUGGAAGAGACUUACUGGUGCAAUUGCUCCUGUACGAUCCCAGCAGCCGCAUCUCAGCCAAGGCAGCCCUCAGUCACCAGUACUUCUUCUGGAGGAGCCCGCGGAGCCCUGAAGAGCGCCGUGCGCUGCAGAGACGCUGCAGAUGAGAAGACACAGCUCUCCCCAUGCACUUGCACCUCCGGGUAGCGGUGCAGAUCUGGUGUCGGGCACUUCGCAGGGGGCUGCCAGGGUCUCAUUUCUCCCGAGGAGCCUGGAGGGGAAGUUCUUGCGUUUAGAGACUCUCAGCCUGUUGCUGAGGGAAGGUUUGUCGAGGUUACAGCCAGCAGAGCUGUUUUGAAGAGGUCCUGUGCAAAAGGGUGAGGGUAUUUAUCAGCAUAAACCACUGAAAGGUAGGUGAGGGAGCAUCUUUCCGAGGUCUGUCCUUGCAUUGGUCAGCCAGCUAAGGUGGCACACGGUGAUUUCUGUCUCUCCAGCACUGGAGCAUCC
Molecule: messenger RNA, 1270 nt
Organism: Nipponia nippon (crested ibis)
Lineage: Eukaryota; Metazoa; Chordata; Aves; Pelecaniformes; Threskiornithidae
Gene: CDK3
Product: cyclin dependent kinase 3
Biological process (GO): G1/S transition of mitotic cell cycle; signal transduction; regulation of G2/M transition of mitotic cell cycle
Cellular component (GO): cytoplasm; cyclin-dependent protein kinase holoenzyme complex; nucleus
Molecular function (GO): cyclin binding; cyclin-dependent protein serine/threonine kinase activity; ATP binding
Source: RefSeq, a predicted model, not a curated record